CUGAGCACUGACGGCUUAUGCCGUUUCAGGAAAACAUAUCCCACGUUUCGGAGAGCUAUUAUCGAUAACCUCUUCGGUACUCAACGACAAGAAUCUUGGGCGAUUGCGAUUGUGGCGGUAGCAGCUCUACUGGGAAAUUUCCCUGUCGUACAUUUGGUGAAUAAAGUUGGAAUCCGGACUGUUUUUUCUAGUCUGGGAAUGCUCAGCGCUGUGUCAACGCUACUUAUUCCAACGUCUAUCAGACUCGGUUUUUACUGGUUUCUCGUGGCACGAUUUCUGCAGGGAUUCGCGUUUGCAGCAAAUUUUCCGGUGAUCGGAUCGUUCUGCGCUAAAUGGACGUACUUCAAACAGAAUGGUCUAUUUGUCUCGGCACUGGUCGCGUACGUUCAACUGGCACCCGCCUGUACGAUGCCAGCUUCUGGAGCACUUUGUUCAGCAUUCAGAUGGCCAUCGAUUUUCUACGCUCAUGGUGCUGUGUCGUUGUUUUUGUUUAUUACCUAUGGUCUUUUCUACCGAAAUUCUCCUGGAAAACAUCCAUUCGUCGGAAAUGUCGAGCUCAGAAAGAUCAGUGUUGGAAAGAUUGGAAAUGUCGACAAGCGAGCUCUUCGAGCAAUUCCAUACGGAGCCAUUCUAUCGACACCAGCAAUUUGGGCUGUAUGGAUCGCUUCUAUUGGGAAUUUCACUUGUGUCAAUAUGAUGUUUCUUUUCUCGCCAAAGUAUCUCUCUACUGUUCUGGGCUUCGCUGUCCACAAGACCGGCUUCACUGCUGCUCUGCCACCUCUUGCCCAAUUUCUCAGCAAGUUGGCUUUCGGUAUGCUAUCGGAUCGUAUAAAAUGCAUUUCGGAACAGAACAAAUUCCGAAUCUUCAAUUCAUUGGCCUUCUUCGGAUCGGCAGCUUUUCUGACGAUUUUGGCUUUUAUGGGAGAUGUCUAUAAGAAUUAUAACAUGAUCGUAUUUGGAUGUGCAGCCGGUGUUCUCGGAGCUACUACAGGUGGUUUCUUCAAAGCUGGCCCAGUGAUUUCAAAGCAAUACAGUCAUUUCGUAACCGGUAACAUCUCUCUUGGGAUUACAAUUACAAUGCUUAUUGUUCCGUUCAUCGUUAACUCUCUUACGCCUCAUUCCACGCAAGAAGAAUGGAAAUGGGUCUUCCUUAUCAUCGCUGCCGUUAUGGUAGUGACAAAUCUCAUCUUUAUGGUGUUCAUCAAAGGUGAACCAUGCCGAUGGACACAAGACGAUUUCGUGCGUUCACAGAUGAGAAGCUCCAUUAAAGUUCAAGAUGUCGUCGUUACACCUUCACCUGCUGGUCAACGCUUCUAA
This is a messenger RNA of Haemonchus placei, 1317 nucleotides long. Lineage: Eukaryota; Metazoa; Nematoda; Chromadorea; Rhabditida; Trichostrongylidae. The record is from the annotation of a GenBank genome assembly.